AUGUAGUGUCAGGAGUGUCAUAAAACAACUACCUCGGAGCAUUAUAAAUACUGUACGGGAACCCCAAUACAACAUGAGUCUUGGUGUUUGUGUACGAGGUUUAUCAGAAAUAUGUUGCAGCAAGCUCUCCGAGUUUCAGGGCGAAGUGCCUCGCCUCUGAUAAAGUGGGUGGAGAAGUGGCUUGAAAGCGCGGCUUCCCCUAAGCGCGCCGAGACGCAUCAGGUGAAAAGUCUGGAAGAGAUGCCCGGACCCUCUGUUUGCAGUUUCGCUUGGGACCUUUUCGCUAAACGGGGGUUAUCUCGCCUCCACGAACUUCAGCUGGAGGGGCGCAAGCGGUACGGGCCGGUGUGGAAGGCCAGUUUCGGGCCGAUCCUGACGGUCCACGUGGCGGACCCGGCGCUGAUCGAGCAGGUCCUGCGGCAGGAAGGGCAGCACCCCAUGCGCUCGGACCUCUCCUCCUGGAAGGACUACCGCCAGCUCCGCGGACACGGCUACGGGCUGCUCACGUCGGAGGGGGAGGAGUGGCAGGCGGUGCGCAGCCUCCUGGCCAAGCACAUGCUGCGUCCGCGCGCGGUGGAGGCGUACGACGGCAUCCUGAACGGCGUGGUGUCCGACCUCCUGGCCAAGCUGCAGCUGCGCAGCCAGCAGAGCCCCCGCGGCCUCGUCCGCGACAUCGCCACCGAGCUGUACCGCUUCGGCCUGGAGGGUAUUUCCUCCGUGCUGUUCGAGUCGCGGAUUGGCUGCCUGGACGCGCAGGUCCCCCCGGAGACGGAGCGCUUCAUCCAGUCCAUAAACACCAUGUUCGUCAUGACCCUCCUCACCAUGGCCAUGCCCGGCUGGCUCCACCGCAUCUUCACCAGGCCCUGGGACACCUUCUGCCAGUGCUGGGACUACAUGUUCCAAUUCGCAAAGGGCCACAUUGACCAGCGUCUGCAGGAGGAGGCCGAAAGGCUGGCCCGGGGAGAGGAAGUGGAGGGGCGGUAUCUGACAUACUACCUGUCACAGCAAGGCCUGCCGCUGAAGACCGUGUACAGUAAUGUGACAGAGCUUCUGCUAGCCGGGGUGGACACGAUCUCCGGCACCAUGUCCUGGUCGCUGUACGAGCUCGCCCGGCACCAGGGGGUGCAGGCGGCCCUGCGGGACGAGGUUCUCGGGGUUCUGAGAGGCCGGGAGGUCCCGGGGGCCGCGGACGUAGCUCAGAUGCCCCUGCUGAAGGCCGUGGUGAAGGAGGUGCUCAGACUUUAUCCAGUCAUCCCUGGCAAUGGCCGAGUCAUUACCGACAGAGACAUCCAAGUGGGAGGUUACCUCAUUCCAAAAAGUACCCUGAUUACUUUGUGCCACUACGCGACGUCCCGGGACGAGAAGAUGUUCUCGAACCCGGACGAGUUCCUGCCCCAGCGCUGGCUGCGGCGGGACCAGGGGCACCACCCCUACGCCUCGGUGCCCUUUGGCGUGGGCAAGCGCAGCUGCAUCGGGCGCCGGAUAGCCGAGCUGGAGCUCUACUUGGCGCUGGCGCAAAUCCUGAUCCAUUUCGAAGUGAGGCCCGACCCGGACGCCGAGGCGGUCCGCCCCAUGACCAGAACGCUGCUGGUGCCGCAGACCGAAAUCAACCUGCAGUUCAUCAAACGCUGACCGCGCGGGUCGACCGCGGUCGUCAGAGGACUGCGCCAGCCUCCCACGUGCAGAGACAAGGGUCACGCUGACCGGAGAACCGAACACACUGCCCCUGAGCAGCAGGGCAGGAAGCUGGUCAUUCGGGUGGGCGGGCCUCACCUCAACCUCAGCAAUUGGAACCACUUACUUUCUGCAGUGCAUUGUGGGCCAUGUUCAGCACGCGGGCAGUCUGUAACAAUUAUCAGAGGCUGUGCUCUGUGUCAUGAGGGGACAGUGACUGUGAUCUCCAGGAAACAAUGAACCACUAAAAACACCCUGACUGACAAAAUGGAGAAUGAGGUUUCAAAAUCAUCACUAGUGUGCCAUGCCUUUUAAGAACAAUCUUGUUUUAAAUUAUUAUGUUUGUAUUUAUGUAUGAAUGCAUUUAUGAGACAAAGCCUAGUGAGAUAUUUUCAGGACAGUGUUUUUGUCUGUGCUGUUUAGCAACUCUUUAGAAUUGGUAAAACCACAGAGCAAUGGUAAAUGGUAAGCUGUAAAGCUGACUAUAAAAAAUCUAAUUUAAGACAUGAAGACAAUAUUUUAAACCAGCAAAUUCAUAAAGUUCUCAAGAUGAUGUCGUAUUGUUACAAAUGUUUAUAAAGUAUUCUUUAUUUUGAAUAAAGCGUGUGUUUGUGUGUGUGCGCGUGCGCAUAUGUGGGUCUGUGUACUUCUCUUGAUUUUAAUAAAAUAUGAAAACUCUC
Anguilla anguilla (European eel) is the source of this 2354-nucleotide messenger RNA. RefSeq names its product 25-hydroxyvitamin D-1 alpha hydroxylase, mitochondrial (gene cyp27b1). Gene Ontology annotation, molecular function: oxidoreductase activity, acting on paired donors, with incorporation or reduction of molecular oxygen; iron ion binding; heme binding. Gene Ontology annotation, cellular component: mitochondrial inner membrane. Lineage: Eukaryota; Metazoa; Chordata; Actinopteri; Anguilliformes; Anguillidae. Bases 112 to 1632 code for a protein of 506 amino acids. The record is from RefSeq and is a predicted model, not a curated record. Gene Ontology annotation, biological process: glucocorticoid biosynthetic process; cellular response to peptide hormone stimulus; C21-steroid hormone biosynthetic process. The transcript is spliced from 9 exons.